This is a messenger RNA of Alternaria infectoria, 561 nucleotides long. RefSeq lists its product as uncharacterized. The transcript has 2 exons. NCBI's taxonomy places the organism in Eukaryota, Fungi, Ascomycota, Dothideomycetes, Pleosporales, Pleosporaceae. The coding region runs from base 1 to 561 and encodes 186 amino acids. The record is from RefSeq and is a predicted model, not a curated record.
AUGAAACGACCACUCUCACCCGCUAUGAACGCCUCCGAUAGCAAAACCGACUAUUCCACGGACGAUACCCCCUCGAGCACGGGGUCCGACGACGGUUGGGUUGACUUUGGCUGCGGCGAUUUGUACAAGGACAUCUGCGGCGGCGGCGACGACGACGACGACAACAACAACAACAACAACAACAACGACAACGGCAACGGCGACAACGACGACUCCAACUCCGACUCCGAUCACGGUCACACUCAUACCACCUACAUCAAGAUCAAGUCCAAAAACGGCGCAUCCAGCCGGGUGAAGCCGCCCACCGUCUCUGUCAAACAUCGUUCACCUCAUUCCAGAGUAAAGCGCCAUGAUUAUACCAGUGACCGCGAGUUCACCGUCUGCUUCCUCAUGAUCCUGGUCAUUCUGGCACUCUUGUUUCCUGAGGGAGCAUCUGUUUCCUUCAAGGUUAUGGGCUUCGUACUGGCCGAGAUUACAUCAAUUCUGUUCGAGGGAAAAAUUCUCCGGUUUGUAUUAGCUGUAGUGUUGUUCGUUGCGGCGUCCGUAAAGCGGCAGGGCUGA